This is a messenger RNA of Athene cunicularia (burrowing owl), 2797 nucleotides long. RefSeq names its product gamma-glutamyl hydrolase (gene GGH). The coding region runs from base 1 to 897 and encodes 298 amino acids. Lineage: Eukaryota; Metazoa; Chordata; Aves; Strigiformes; Strigidae. The record is from RefSeq and is a predicted model, not a curated record. Gene Ontology annotation, biological process: tetrahydrofolylpolyglutamate metabolic process. Gene Ontology annotation, molecular function: gamma-glutamyl-peptidase activity. Gene Ontology annotation, cellular component: vacuole. The transcript has 10 exons.
AUGUAUAAGCGCGGCCGCCCGGCGGAGGGCAACGAGAGACCCAUCAUUGGGAUCUUGUCACAGGAAUGUCACUUCGAGAAGUUCCACAGAUUUGGAAGUUCUUACAUUGCAGCUUCAUAUGUGAAGUUUUUGGAGUCUGCUGGUGCCCGGGUUGUGCCAAUAAGAUUAAAUCUUACAGAUGAAGAAUAUGAUAAAAUAUUCCACUUUAUUAAUGGGGUACUUUUUCCAGGAGGUGGUGUGGAUCUUAAGACUUCAGAAUAUUCCAGGGUUGCUAAGAUAUUUUACCACAAGGCAUUAGAGGCUAACGAUAAAGGAGAUUAUUUCCCAGUAUGGGGAACAUGUCUUGGACAUGAAGAGCUUACAUAUCUCACAAGUGGCGAAGUUUUACUUGUUAAUACCAAGACAGAUGGUUUUGCACUCCCUCUGAACUUUACCUCAGCUGCAAAAGACAGUAGAUUAUUCAAGAACUUCCCUGAUGAUGUAUUACGUGCCUUUGCUACUGAGCCAUUGACAUCAAACUUUCAUGUUUGGAGCCUCUCCAUGGAGAAUUUCACAAAGAAUGAAAAGCUUCGUAAUUUCUAUAAUGUUCUGACUACUAACACUGAUGAUGAAGUGGAGUUUAUAUCUACCAUGGAAGCAUACAAAUAUCCCAUUUAUGGUGUCCAGUGGCAUCCAGAGAAAAAUCCUUUUGAGUGGAAAAAUUCACCAGGCAUUCCACACUCCCCAUCAGCUGUAAGAGCAGCAUAUUAUAUAGCUGACUUCUUUGUUAAUGAAGCCCGGAAGAGCCUGCACCAUUUCCCCAGUGAAGAUGAGGAAGCAAAAGAAUUGAUUUAUAAUUAUACUCCAAUUUAUACAGGAACAUUUUCUUCAUUUCAGCAAAUAUAUUUUUUUGAUUGAGUAUCAUGUCAAAGUGCAGUGUUGCUAUUUAUAAGGGAAUUAUUUGCCAGCAUUGCAUAAUUAAGCUGAUAUAGUGCACCGCAUGUGACAGAAGGCCAGAUCAGUUCCCUUUCUUUACAAUGAUUUAUCCUGUGUUUCUUCUGCACUGUUGGACCAUUAAUACAAAAAUUUAUGUUCAAUAACAUAAUAAUUGUCUUGGAUGACACUUUAAGGCAAGCUAUAAAAAAAUUAAUUUUUCUUUCAGGGAGGUCUUGAUUAUGCUUAUAAACUUGGAAGUAAUCAUGUUUACUACAAGGAAAAACACUGUAUUCUUAUUUUUUUAACAUAUGAGAUUUAUUGUUGUAAAAUGAAGACUGUGGUAGGACUAAAGGCUUAGGUAUAUUGCUUCAUAAAAUCCUAUCCUUUUCAAAUGGUUUAACAAAUUUUAGGUUUGUCAUAAAUAUGUGUAUAUAAUCAAGUUGUUGACAGGGAUUAUUUUGUCAUUUGAAAAAUUGACCAAAAUAGUAAGGAGGCAUGGUAGCAAAGAGACAUUUUUGCCUAAAAAGCACGUUAUAUCCCAUUUGUGAAACUGUUUCUCUUGUACAUUCAGCACUGUUUGGAGUGCUUAUACCUUGUGAGGUUUACAUAAUAUGAGGAAGCAGUGUAAACUAGGCAUUUCAAAUACCAGGUAAAGUAAGUAAGUUUGGAGGGCAUAGUUAAGUGCUGAUUCUACUUUCUGUUUCUAAAAUUUAGUUUUAUAUAUCCUCCAAGAAUUUGUUUGAGAGUAACUGGAUGUUUCCAUGUAUCUGCUGACUCCAUUUCUUUGUAUUUAAAAGAAUGUAAAUCUAAUUUUUUCUUUGCAUAGUCUGACUUCUCCGGUAGCUACUGGGUAGAAUUCUCACUUUGAGUCAAAAUGUAGUUUGCCAUUAACAUAGCAAAGAUAGUAGUUUCUUUCUGUCUUGUUGGAUAGUUUAAUGCAGCUAGAAUUCAAGCAGCAGAUUAAUGUAUAUGAGAAACCUAUUGAUGUUGACGUAAUGUGAUCGUAGCAGUUGCAUUCAAUACACUGCAAUACCUUUUCUUUUUUUCUUGCUUCACUGUGCACCUCGUUAAAACUUUGUUCAGUGUGUUUGUGUGGUGUCUGAAAAGGAACUAAGAUGAGACAAUCAGAUAUAACUCUAUUGCACAGCUUCCAAACUCUGUUAACAUUAAUAGGGAUUUGGAGUUCAUGAAAAAUUCAGGUUUAUACCUCAGCUCUGUUUUGUAGUACUUUAUACUCAAGUACCAUAUCUGAAUAAAGCUAGUAUGUUUCUCAGGUUUUUCAAGCAAAAGACUAACUUGUUCUUUAUCAUGAAACAACUGUGUAAGAGAAUGUGAAAUAGAUUAGUUAAAAAACUGUAAGGAAACAUUAUCUGUGACAGAAAGACACUACCAGGCAAUUACAAGUUUAAACAUGAUAUAGCAGAUUAUCCUUAUAUUUGUCAGAUCAGCCAAAUUCAGUAAAUGGAACUUGUUUUUAAUAUAGGCGACUUUAUUAUAUUAACUAUAUUAGCUUGACUUCUGAGUAGAACCAAGUGUAAAAAAGAGGAUUAUACUUUACAGUUGCAUAUAAAUGUAGCAGCUAAGAUACUUACAAACCAAGUCCAGUGUUCUUUCUACAAAUUUCUAAAAAUUUUCCUAUCUAAAAAAUAAGGCAGGAUUUAGCCUUAAAAACAGGGAUCAAUCUUGCAAGUGAAAUGUCUACUAACUGCAAUCGUAAUUUGUUCCUAAGUGUGUAACUAUAAGGAAUAUUUUGUGUAAUAUGAAAAAUCAGUGUAUUUAUUAUGAAUUUGUAUGUGUCUUUCCUUUAUAUCCUUUAUCUUGUAAAGCCUUAUUUGAUGGAAUUAAUGAUUUUUCUAUGAUACAUGAAAUAAACUUUUAUUCA